Oreochromis aureus is the source of this 2235-nucleotide messenger RNA. RefSeq names its product homeobox protein SEBOX-like. The transcript is spliced from 2 exons. NCBI's taxonomy places the organism in Eukaryota, Metazoa, Chordata, Actinopteri, Cichliformes, Cichlidae. The annotation marks the transcript as partial. The record is from RefSeq and is a predicted model, not a curated record. Gene Ontology annotation, molecular function: DNA binding.
UGGAACAAUCUGCUUUCUCUUCUUUGCACAGAUGACGCCAUUCCUGUGUCCUCCGGCAACGGCUCCUCUCGCACCGCCAGUCGCAGGAAGAGGACCAGCUUCUCCAAAGAACACGUGGAGCUGCUGCGCGCCACCUUCGAGACUGACCCAUACCCUGGAAUCACCAUCAGAGAGAGCCUGUCCCAGACCACAGGCCUGCCCGAGUCCCGCAUCCAGGUGUGGUUUCAGAACCGAAGAGCUCGCACCCUAAAAUCAAAAGGAUCCAGCAAAGCCCAGUGGCAGUCUCAGAGCCCAGCGCAGUGUCCACAGGCUUGCCGCCACACACAGGCCUUUGCACCUCAAAUGCAGCAGGUGUUAAACAAUGGACAGUUUCCUCCUGCCUUCAAUGCCACCGGAGCGUAUGGACAGUGUGGAGUCUCCUAUGGGAUUCAACCAGGAGGCUCAAUGGGCAGUAACCCCAGCUCAAACCUGUGGGAGUACAUGCCUCAGCCAGGCUGCCAAAACUCCACUGGGGUGCCUGCGUGGCGUCAGCCUUCCGUGGAGAUGGUAAGCUACAACUCAAGCUCCAGCCAGGCAGCCUCCAUGCACCCUAGUUCAGACAUACACGAGCUCCUUCAAAUAUUCAAAGCAGACACUCCUGAUUCUGGAUACUUCAACAGCAGCCGAGAGAGCAGCCCAACGGGUUGUCUGGAAGUUCCGACCCCACAGAUGAGGAGUAUUGGGGAGACUGUAGCAGCUCUUGAGGACGGCAGGGAUGCAGGACAUCCGCCAGUGGUCCAGCAUAGCUCACUGCCAGUGCUGUCAUUGCAAGAUAUUAUGUGGGAGCUGAAUGAGGAAUGGCUGGGAGGAAAUGGACUGGACAACGGAGUCACUGGAGAGGAGCCCCCUUACUUCUGAUGGCUAUGAUGAGUAUUUUUAAUGGCUCAAGUGUUUGACAUAUUUUCAAAAUAUUUUUUAAAAAAGCCAUGUUUUUGCAGUAAUUACUACACAGUUUUAGGAUUGUUUUUUGAUUUUCUUCAAGUUUACUUAAAAAGAAAAAAAAAAAAAAAAAGAAACAAAUCAGUUGUUAUGUUGCAUAAUACUGUUUUCUUGGCUUCCCCUUUCCAAGAAUGUACUCUCAGCUAAUUCAUGACCAGAGAUUUGGCUCUGCUCAUAGAUGGUGCCUGUGAGUUGUAAAUAUGAGAAAAAGGGGAUUUUCUUUCUGUGCAGAGACAUUAUGGAGAGUAAUAUAAAAACAUGUUAAAUCCUAAUGAAUGCUGAAAUUAAAUUUAAUCUGUAAUAAGACUUUAUGUAAAAAAUAAUUUUAACAAAAAUAAUUUAUAGAUAUAGAGAUGUUAUUGUAUAAUGUUUCCAUUUUGAUUGAUUAAUUUUAAGGAUCUGACAACAGAGGAUGUUGUUUGCUGUAAAGAUUAUGAAGCCCUGUGAGGUUAAUUAUUGGUUUGGGAAACGAAGAUGUUGAUAUAAUAUAUCUGAUUCUGUUAAGCUUUGUUCUUAUGUUGUAUGGCUGACAUAUAGUGUAUGAUAAUAUAGAGAAUAUACAGUUAUAAAUAUGAUUCUGUUAUUAUGUUCGCAUGUUUUGCCAAUAAAGUUUAUUCUAAAUGAACGUUCACAUUGCAUCCAUGACUCAUAACUUACAACAUAGUACUGCAACAUCAUGGUGUCGUGAUACAGUGAUUCUUAUUCUGUAAUUUCUACUUUGUUUGUUUGUUUGUUUUUUUGCCUGAAAUUCAAUUUAGUUUAUUUUCUACAUAAUUAUUUUUAUUUUAUAUUAGUUUAGUUUUUCAAGUUCAAGUUAAACAAAGAUUUCUUUUUCACAGCUAGUUUUAGUUUUCAGUUUAGUUCCAGUUAACUAUAGUGAGUGGAUAAAAAUAUCCACCCAGUUAUUUGGGUUUAAUUAGAGGCUUUUAUAUUUAUCAGCUCUUUGGCUGUGCUGCCUUUCAUUUCUCUUUUUUUCACCUGUGAGUGUCUUCUUGUUCAUGGCAAGGAGGUUAACUUCUUUUCUACAGGGUGGGCCAUUUAUAUGGAUACAUCGUAAUAAAAUGGGAAUGGUUGGUGAUAUUAAAGUCCUGUUUGUGGCACAAUAGUAUAUGUGAGGGGGCAAACUCCUCAAGAUAGGUGGUGACCAGGGGCGAUUCCAGGAUCAGAAGUUUGGGGGUGCUGAGCACCCAGAGAGCUGCCCAUCCAGGAAGGUAAACUUUACUCAUCACAAUGAGGAAGGAAGGACAGAAUAAAGAC